AUGUCGGUUUAUAUGAUUGUUAAUUGUGUUGAUGACGAUCAAAGCACAGAUAAUGGCAAUUCAACUGAUCCAACAAUCAAGACAACCACAACAGAUAACCCGACGUCUACUGUAAGCUCUGAUGAGACAACUGUCACUACUGUCCGAUCAUUUGGUAAUACAGAACAUCAACAACCAAGACUUGCAAGACAUUCAACUGAUAAACCAUUGAUUGAUCAGAAGUCAGGAUCAGAGGACGAACCGAUGGCAUCGGACCAAAAGAUUCAUGAGAUCAGAGUUCCGGUCAAAGAUGAUUACCGUAAGACAAUCACCACCGGCGAUGAUCUCGCCUCCUCUUCUACAAAGUCAAGUUUGUUGACCACUACUGAAGGCACUACCGUUGAAGACAACUAUACGGACAACACGGCGGCCACCAGUGCUGAUGAAGUUCGGGAGUAA
Molecule: messenger RNA, 438 nt
Organism: Oppia nitens
Lineage: Eukaryota; Metazoa; Arthropoda; Arachnida; Sarcoptiformes; Oppiidae
Exons: 2
Coding region: 1-438 (145 amino acids)
Source: RefSeq, a predicted model, not a curated record